GUGGAGCGGUGGUGAUUCUAGCCGUAAUUAUUACGGGAUUGAAAAUAAAAAUUUUUGCCUCGGAAAAAGGCGGCAUCCCUCAUUUUCCAUUCCCUCCGAAAAAGAGGAAAGGGAAAACUAGAAAAACUAAAAUUAAAAUUGAAAAAAAUAAUUAUAAUAGCAGAAACGAAAGCAUUGAAGAGGGAAACCUCAAAGCUUCAGUGUGUGUGUGUGUGUGUGUGUUUUUGUAAAAUUUGGGAAAGGAAAUUCUUCGAAAGCGAUAGGGCAAAGGAAUCAAGAGGAGAGGAAAAUUAGUAAUUCUUCCUCUUCCUCUUUUCUAUAGAUUCUAGGGCAGAUGAAGCGAAGCAUCGACGAUUUGGAGCUUAGCUCCGACGAGGACGUUUGGAGCAAACACUCCUUCAACUUCUCCCGUUUCGCCAACAAAGACGAGGCUACAAAGUCGCGGCCACGGUCAAUGCCGCCGCCGAUUGAGUCGUUCUCUUACUCGGAUAAUAAUACUUCUAGGAAUUACUCGAAUGGUCAGGCGUCGAAUCGUUCCGAAUUCACUCCGAUUGAAAUUCUGGAGUCUUCCUCGGAGGAAAAGUUUGAGAAUUUGGAGGAUGAUGAUGUUGACAUCGAGGCGAGCAAUCGAAACAGUAAGGCAACUUUGGCAAGUAGCCGUGGCCGCCGGUUUGUGAUCGAUGAUGAAGAUGAAGAAGAGGAGGAAGAUAUCGGAGUCGGAGACGAAUUUGAUGAGUUUGAGGAGGAGGAAGGCUUAAUCAAGAAGGCGUUGCAGAAAUGUGGGAGAAUCUCGGCUGAGCUGAAGGGAGAGUUGUAUGGUGCUGCGGGAGCUGCGUGUGAUACGUAUUCGGAAGUCGACGUAAAUUCUGCAGUUAGAAUCGUCACCCAGGAUGAUGUGAAUGAUGCAUGUGGUGGAUCCGACUCUGAAUUUCAGCCCGUGCUAAAACCUUACCAAUUGGUUGGCGUCAAUUUCCUUCUGCUCUUGUAUAGGAAGAAAAUCGGUGGAGCAAUAUUGGCAGAUGAAAUGGGUCUUGGUAAGACCAUUCAGGCGAUAACAUAUUUAACGAUGCUGGAUCAUUUGCACAAUGAUUGUGGUCCUCAUUUGAUUGUUUGCCCUGCAUCUGUUCUGGAGAAUUGGGAACGCGAGCUAAAGAAAUGGUGCCCCUCUCUUACUGUUCUCCAGUAUCACGGUCCAGCUCGAUCAGCUUAUUCUAAACAAUUGAGCACUGUUAUGAAAGCAGGAUUACCUCCUCCUUUCAAUGUUAUUCUUGUGUGUUACUCACUUUUUGAACGUCGAAGUGCACAACAGAAAGAUGAGCGCAAGGUUUUGAAACAUUUUGAAUGGAGCUGUGUUCUGAUGGAUGAAGCUCAUGCCCUGAAGGAUAAAAGUAGCUAUAGGUGGAAAAAUCUAAAGUCUGUUGCCCGAAAAGCGAAGCAGCGUCUAAUGCUUACUGGGACACCACUUCAAAAUGAUCUGCAUGAGUUGUGGUCUAUGCUGGAGUUUAUGUUGCCUGAUCUAUUUGAAACUGGGGAUGUUGAUUUGAGGAAGCUUCUCAAUGCAGAAGAUCGAGACUUGAUUACUCGAAUAAAGUCUAUCCUUGGGCCUUUCAUAUUGAGGAGAUUAAAAUCAGACGUGAUGCAGCAGCUUGUCCAGAAAAUCCAGAAGGUUGAGUAUGUGAGAAUGGAAAAACAGCAAGCCGAUGCUUACAGAGAAGCAAUUGAUAAUUACCGUGCAACUUGUCAAGCUCGUAUGUCAAAGCUACCAGAUGGUGGUGUGAAGAAUAUGGCUGGAAUUUUGCCUCGCAGACAGAUUUCUAAUUAUUUCCACGAGUUUCGCAAGAUUGCGAAUCAUCCUCUACUUGUGAGACGCAUAUACAGAGACGAUGACAUCAUUCGAUUCGCUAAAAUUUUGCGUUCAAAAGGUGCUUUCGGUUUUGAGUGUGGCAUGGAACGCGUGAUUGACGAACUUAAGAAUUACAGUGAUUUCUCAAUUCAUCGGCUUUUACUUUCUUAUGGUGACAGAGAUACAAAGGGAACUCUGUCAGAUCGGCAUGUUAUGGCCUCUGGAAAAUGCCAGGUAUUAAAUGAACUUCUCCCUGCUCUAAAACAUGAAGGGCAUCGAGUACUUAUUUUCAGUCAAUGGACUUCAAUGCUUGAUAUUCUGGAAUGGGCCUUGGAUGUGAUCGGAGUCACUUAUAGUCGUCUAGAUGGAAGUACCCAGGUGUCAGAUCGACAAACAAUUGUUGAUAAUUUCAAUAAGGACUCUUCAAUAUUUGCAUGCUUGCUUUCUACAAGAGCAGGAGGACAGGGUUUGAACUUGACCGGAGCAGACACUGUCAUAAUACACGACAUGGAUUUUAAUCCACAGAUUGAUCGACAAGCUGAAGAUCGUUGUCAUCGAAUUGGACAAACCAAACCGGUGACAAUUUACAGGUUAGUGACUAAGGAUACAGUUGAUGAAAACGUCUUUGAGAUUGCAAAGAGGAAGUUAACACUGGAUGCUGCCGUAUUACAGUCGGGAGUAGAAGUCGAAAAUGAUGAAGGUAUAGUAUCUGAUAAGACAAUGGGGGAGAUAUUAUCAUCGUUAUUGCUUGGCUAAAACACCACCUUAGAAAAUAAAGGAUUUAGGAGUAAGCACAGUUCUUGCUUUCCGCAUAUUAGCAUUCGAGAAAGCCCUAUAGACAGGGAAUAGAAUUGUAAGAUGUAUCAGGGGCGAGGAACCCAAAUAUUGGUUAUUGUUUAACAGAAAAAAUUUGCUCAUGAUUGAGUUGCAUAAUGUGACGUUGUAGCUCAGCCCUUCCUUUAGUUAGAACUUAGGAAUUUGUGUUUUUAAGACAGCCAAAUACAAAUGCUGAACCGGAGGGAAACAUGUUAAAAUUUUCCUCUCUUUUUUUUCUGGGCGUUGAGCAAGGCAAACAACAGUUAGGCUGACUCUUUAACUCAAAAGGUUGUAAUCUUUUCUUUUCCUUUCUUUUCUUUGGUGAAUGUAAAACGGUUUCAACUAUUUGAUUCUUAACCCAAGAAAAC
Messenger RNA from Oldenlandia corymbosa var. corymbosa, 3027 nucleotides. NCBI's taxonomy places the organism in Eukaryota, Viridiplantae, Streptophyta, Magnoliopsida, Gentianales, Rubiaceae. The record is from the annotation of a GenBank genome assembly.